Moneuplotes crassus is the source of this 744-nucleotide messenger RNA. The record is from the annotation of a GenBank genome assembly. NCBI's taxonomy places the organism in Eukaryota, Ciliophora, Spirotrichea, Euplotida, Euplotidae.
AAAAUAAUGGACUGCCCUUCAAUGCUUCCCAAAAACCUUAAGAAAGAGCUACUAGAAAUGGUUGAAAAAACAAUGAUGUCAGAUUCCUCCCCCAACGAGAAAGCAAACCCCGUUCCGUCUGAACUUAGUGAUACAUUUAGCUCCGAUCUAAAACCCCAACCAAAAUCACUUUCUCAAGAGCCGAAAUCGCCCAAAACCGUUCCUAAAAAGCCAGAAACCCCCAAAUCCAUUCCUAAAAAGCCCAAAUCGCCCAAAAAGUCAAAAUCUCCGAAAACCACACCCACAAAACCCAUCAAAAGGACCCUCCCCGCUCCUCUAAUCUCCCGCUUACACCAGCUCUUCAGCCUCCCUACCAGAGGCAGAGGUUUCCGUAUCAAGCCAAACAAAAACAGCCGAGCUGCUUACUGAAAGCCCACUUCAAAAUACUUAAAAGCCUUCCAGGAUUUCAUAAGCGACAUGAACCAAACCUGGCAUCACAAUCUGAAGCAAUGGUGCGUUAGUCACAAACCCCAAGAAGCCAGAAAUGACCUCUCUUUCAGCAGAAAGUCCCAGGAAGAUUACAGAGAAAACGUGUUGGUCCUGGAAAACCCUGAAAUAUUACUCAAACCUAGUCUAAACACAGCUGAUGAGGGGAAUGACUCUGAAAUGGUAGGCUCUGACGAGGCUGAGGAUACCUCCAGAGGCCUAAACAGACCUUGACGCUCCCAGAUCGUGAAGAUAGGGUUUAUACAGACACAAAAGUAA